AUGGAUGGAAGUAGUCAUAGUAUAACACAAUUGAUCAGAUUUCUUCAUAGUUUACGAACAGACAAUACUAGACAAUCUUCAAAUCGACCAAUUAAUGCUCUUUUGAUUAUUGAUGUACAAAAUGAUUUUAUCAAUGGAACUAUGGCUCUUCAAAAUUGUCCAUCAAAACAUAAUGGCGAGGAAGUUAUUCCAGUUAUAAAUCGUCUUCUUGAUUCAAUUAACUUCGAUUUAAUUGUUUACAGUUACGAUUGGCAUCCUAUUGAUCAUAUAUCUUUUUUUGAUAAUCUUCCUCUUCGUUCACAUUUGCUUACGAGUGAUUCAAUUUCUUUAGCUGAUCUUCGUCUUUAUUCGACAGCAACGUUUGCUAACAAUGGUCUUGAUUGUAUGAAACAAACCCUUUGGCCUCGGCAUUGUGUUCAAAAUACUUUUGGUGCUCAACUAUAUCCUUAUUUGAAAAUAAUUGAUGAAAAGAAUAAUAAAAACGUCUCAGUUAUUCAUAUACAUAAAGGAACAAAAUCCAAUAUUGAUUCAUAUUCAACUUUUUGGGAUAAUUCAAAAUUAAAUAAAACAGCAUUACAACAGCAAUUGCAAAACAAACAUGUUACUCAUGUAUUCGUUACUGGUAUAGCAACAGAUUUCUGUGUAUAUUCAACAGCUAUGCACGCACUAGAAAAUGGUUAUAAAACAUUUAUUAUCGAAGAUGCAUGUCGUGGAGUAGAUGAUGAAACUAUCAAGGAAAAUCUAUAUCACUUUACGCAGAAAAACGGUGGUGUUAUUCACUCGAGUCAAAUGAAAUACUAUAUACAGUAAUGGACGGAAUUCCGGUUUUUAUAAUCACCAUUAGACAUAAUAUUUUUAUUCAUUACUAGCAGUUUGAAAAUGUAUUAAACAUUUUAUGUACCACUUUUUAUUACCAAAAUUGCUUAACGAUUACCUUUUUUUCUGCAAUAAUAAUAUGUAGUUAAGAAUCGGGAUCUAGUUUUUCCCAUUGCUAUAGAAUAUAUAUGUCGAAGUUUAUCGUUAUUUAUCAAAACUAACUGAAACAGAGCAAGGAAAAUUACACUUAUUCAUCCUGUGAUACAAAUACAACUGUAAAUGAAAAAGUAAAAUUCAAUAUUAAAAAAUUAUCUGUUUCAAAACUAGGGUGUGAAUGUGCGUGCAGAUAAUUAAUCACACAUUCACACCCACACCCUAUUGUUAGAUAGACAUAUUAAAUCGAUAAUGAAUUCUUUAUCAGGUAUGAGAAUGGAAAACUCAUUUAUAAUAUCAUUUAUUUUUAUUAUCUGCUGUACAGAAGACUUCAUUCAUCUGAUCGAUUUACCUGAUGAGUUAAUUUUAAUUAUUAUUAGGGGUGUCAAUUUACAUUUACCUCUCAUUUAAUUUAUUCGUAAAUUUAAUGAUAAGUAAUUUAUAUUUAUUAUAAAUGUAAAUUAUUUUGUUGCAAAAUUUACAUUUAUAAAUAAAUGUAAAUUAUUAUAAUUUAGAUUUACGAGUAAAUGUAAAUUUUCAAAAUUUAUUCCGUCGACUGUAGGGAGGGUGAUAUGAAAAAAACUAAAAUGCGUAUCUCUCCUGAAAAUUUCAGCUAUCCAUACUAUUCCGUUUGCUCAGGGCAGUCAUGUGAAAAAACGGAAUUUUGCUAAAUGUAGGGACAUUCAGGAGACGCUUUGUCCCAAAAUAUGUAUUGUCUGGGGCGUUGGCUAUUGGAACUUGGAAGUACUCUCUUUGGGCUACAAUUCUGUAAAAAAAUUAGCGUGGGAUCUCCAAGAACGACUCCAGGGCACUCAUUGCAAAAUACAAAAUAAAUGCGGAAACUUCGGAUUUAAAUCCGAGAGUUAUGUGUACUUCAAAAAGUGAAUCAUACAAAUCAAUCAUCCUAGACUGUCUGAAUAUCAAAAUCAUACUGUGAAAUCUACCA
This is a messenger RNA of Rotaria sp. Silwood2, 1915 nucleotides long. NCBI's taxonomy places the organism in Eukaryota, Metazoa, Rotifera, Eurotatoria, Philodinida, Philodinidae. The record is from the annotation of a GenBank genome assembly.